Messenger RNA from Striga asiatica, 1497 nucleotides. The record is from the annotation of a GenBank genome assembly. NCBI's taxonomy places the organism in Eukaryota, Viridiplantae, Streptophyta, Magnoliopsida, Lamiales, Orobanchaceae.
AUGACUUACAAAUUCAAGACAAAACACAAUUUUAUGCUUCUCUCUCUUUCUUUUAUCAAAUUCAAGAGCAGCCCUCUAAACCACUUACUAAGGCAGCCCAUCGCGAGCAAGCCAUCAGCGGCGUUUUCCCCUGCAGCCGUCGAGUCCUUUGCGGCAGACCACCGGCGACGCGAGGUCGGCGAAUUGUACUGUCUAGCCCUUCAAUUGUCUUCUCUGUCAUCGCGGUUACGAGUUCCACGGCCGCCGACCGGCGACCUGCUAUCCCUGUUCGACGACUCCUAUUCACCAUGUUCUGUUCAUUCUCGACGGACCCGACCAGCAGGCCGAGCUCUAUCCGCCUGCGUCCCCUGUAAGCAAGCAGCCGCGAAAUUGUCCAUCGAGCAGCCUCUCAUCGCCGGUCUCCGUGUCUGCGAGCCCUCCUCGCCGCCAAUCCCAGCCACCGUCGAGACGUUACCAGACGCCGUCGAGUGCCUCUGUUUCGCGAGCAACUCGCCGGUGUCCGAGCAACAGCCGCCCGAGGCUCUUAUCGAGCAGUCGUCGGUCUCAUUUCCGAACAGCAGCAGCCCCGAUUCGGGACUUUUCCAACGGAAGGCAGCCCUUUCGGGCCCCGGGCGAGAAGAGAAGCGGGUCGAUCCUUUGCCACGAGCCCCGAAUAGUCUGUUCUUCAACGUCCGGCAACAGCCCAAGAGCUUGAACAGUGGCAGUCGAGCUGCCUUUGAGGACGUAUGGAUGUCCGGACUACAGCGAACCGGGCCCGACCCAAAAACAACAUCCAUUGUUGUGUUUUUCUCCACCAAAAUUUACCCUAAUCAGUCGCCGGUUGCAGGGACGAAAUAUUACCGUCGGGCAUUAAAGAAAUUGAUGAAUCCUGUCGCGGUUCUUUACGAUGCUUGGUGGACGAAAGAUGUGGACAACCUCUUCAUAGACCUCCUCGCCGAGGCACAUGUUGGUGGUGAAUGGACACAAGGUAGGCCAGGCACUCAUGUCUUCCUUUACUGCCGUGGUGUUUUGGUUGCAGAUGAUGGUGCAACCUUUACUGUGAAUGAACUACAGGAACGGUUCGAUUUCCUUCAUAAAUGGUUUCGCGUUUUUAGUUGGAUGUUACGAAAACAUGGGCUACACCACUGUAUCCAGUCGAACGUCCUCACGGCUCCGGUAGCAGUGUGGAAUGAUAUCUUCGAGUGCAUAACAUUUUUUUAUGCAGUCUCAGACCCAUUCUCAGUGGCAUACCAACAUUCGAGGGACCCGCAUUGGGCGGACAUACGAUACUUGUUCACAGAGGUCUAUGAAGCCACAUCCAAUUCACCGAAUGUGGUGGACCAAAAUUCCACCAACGAAAAUCAUUUAGCGAGGUUGACCGAACAGUCCUACGUCUUCUCACUUUCUUCUCUCACCAAUGCACCAUUGCAUGGUUCAAUCGGAAACGAAGGUAUUCAGCCAAGAAAUGGCCGAGACCAUGACGCUUCAUCGGAAGGUUCCGUCAAUACACAUACAUGA